UUAUAUUUAUUAAUCAUCAAUAUCAAAAAUUUGCUUUUAAGUAUAAUCAACAAAUUUACUAAUUAUGAAUUUCAAAAUCGAAGAAGUGCAACCACAAGUAGACACCACCUCAAUAUAAAGUUAAUAUAUUAAUAAUAAUAAAUAUGUAUUUCUCUAGAUUGUUGGCUUCUAAAAUUGCACCAUAAAUAACUUAACUUCUUUGAAUAAUUAAAUAACAGUAUUAUCAAUAAAUUAGCAACCUGAUGAUGGUGGUAAUUUUAUUAUGAGUUUUUCAAGGCUUUCAGGUUAAGAGAUUAAUUAGCCGUUAAUUGAAUUGAAUUUCUUAGACACGAUUCUUUUUAAUGAAGUUUUAUUAGAAAAUAAUGUGUUAAAGCAAAAUUCCUAUUCAUCAAUAGUUUAUGUGAGCUAAUGUAAUAAUAUAACAAUAAAUAAUAGUCAAUUUCAAAAUAACACUAAUUUUAAUGGACUAGGAGGUUCUUUGUAUGUUUUUAAUUGUUUGCAUAUUUUGAUAUAGAAUUGCAUAUUUAAAUAAAAUAAAUGCUUGAGAUUAAAUGGUGGAGCUAUUAGUAUUUAGAAUUUGGUUAACAUUGCUUAAGUAUUUAUAUAUAAGUGUUCAUUUAUACUUAAUUCAGCUGUAUUUUCAACUGGUGGAGCAAUUAACUUAUCAUAUUCAAAUUUGAUAAUAGAAAGUUCUAAUAUUACUUCUAAUACUGCGCUUAUAGGAGGAGGGAUCUACUAUGAAUAAGUUAUACCAGAUUUUGUAUUCGAAAAAUCAAAUAAUACUAGUAAUAAUAAAAAUAAAAUCAUAAACAAUAAUGCCAAAAUUUUUGGUCAUAAUAUAGGCUCAACUAUUAGGAAACUUGAUAUAGACUUAUAGAAUAUUAAAAUACCAAAAGGAAGUGUAAAAUUUUUGGGUGAAAGACAAAUAGAAAUAAGAGAGUUUAAAAGUGGAAAUUAAAUCACUUUUGAAGGAAUAUAAUUACUUGAUGAAGAAAAUAAUCCAAUAUAAACUUCAAAUAUAAAUAUAAAUGAAUUUUAAUUUUACAGCAGUGAUGUCCAAAGUUUUAUAUAGUCAUUAUCGGUAUCUUUGAAUUGGGAUUAGUCAAAUAAAAAAAUACAGGUGAUAGGAUAAGUUUAAUCUAAACAAUAAAUUAACAACGGAAUUAACUUACAAUCUCAGAUUAUGUAUAUGCCUUAAAGUAAAAUGAAUCUGUAAAUAGUUUUAGAUAGUUUACCAAAAUUAAUUGACUCUAAAGGGAAUAUUUUCUUCAAUUAAGAUUCGUUUUAAAAAAAUUUUAUAAUUAAUUUUACUUCUUGUUCAAUCGGAGAAAUUACCACGCAAUAAAUUGAGUCUAUAAUUUGCCAAGAGUGUCCAGAAGGAAAGUACUCUUUAGAUUAAUACAGCACCUCUUGUAAAUAGUGUCCUGAUUCUGCUAAAGAAUGCUAGGGUUCUACAAUAAACUUAAUGAAUGGAUAUUGGAGAGAAAAUGAUAAAACUGAUAUAAUAGUAUAUUGCAAUAAAAAUCCAGAAUUUUGUUAAGCUGAGUCACCAGAUUCAAAAUUCUUGUGUUUACGUGGAUACAUAGGCCCACUUUGCUAAUAGUGUGAUUCGUAUGGAAUAAUUUGGGGAAAUAGAUACUCUUAAAUUUUUAGUUCUGAUGCAUGCUAUGAUUGUAAUGAUAGUGUUUUACUUAUAGCUUUUGAAAAUUCUCUAACAUUUUUGCUUAUCUUUUUAUAUAUUUUUAUGAUUUUAAUUAAAAUCAUCUAAAAAAUGCAAGCAAAAAUUAUUGGUUAUUAUCUGAACAGAUCAGAAAUCUUAUUUUUAGGAUCAACACGUAACUAAUUAUAAAAUAUAUCUACCAUUACAUAAUCAUUACAUUUUUAUUAUUGA
Messenger RNA from Tetrahymena thermophila SB210, 1891 nucleotides. RefSeq names its product transmembrane protein, putative. The transcript is spliced from 2 exons. NCBI's taxonomy places the organism in Eukaryota, Ciliophora, Oligohymenophorea, Hymenostomatida, Tetrahymenidae. The record is from RefSeq and is a predicted model, not a curated record.